CGUGACCAACCUCUCUUCCGAGUAGCAACGAAAGGAGCUCGAUGGGCUGAAAGAUCAAUCACAAGCAGGCCAGCAGAGACGUGCAGUCCACCACCACAAUGUCGCAGUCACAGCCCACCAUGACGCCCGCAGAGCGCAUUCGCGAACUGUCAGCCAUAAACGCCGAUGUGCCCGCUCUAUUGUCCAGUGCUGCUGGCGCAAUCAAUGCCUUGACUGAUCGUCCCCUGACCGCGAACUCGUUUGAGAGCGAUGAAAUGGUCGAUGAUCAUAGCAACAACUCGACGGCCGCUCACAAGGAAGCUUUUACAAAAAACACAACCGCCUACUUUACGCACAUCCAAUCGAUCAUGGCCAGAUUGCGCCGUCAAGCAUAUGCAUUGGAGGAAGCUGGUAUCAUUACUGCCGAGGCUCCAACAUUGAGUACCACAGGAGCAGCGGCUGAGACUUCAGGCCUGGGAAGGAGAGGCCCGCUUGGUCAACCGCAGAGACAGCCUGCUGAAGAGGGUGAACGUGUUACCAACGGUGGUCUCGGAAGCCUGGAUGUUGGCCUGCUCAAUUCGAGAGGCAACAGCGUUGGUCUGGACAAGGAGGCUGAACUCAUCGCCCAAGCCAAGCAGAUGGUGGCUGAAAUGCUGAGGGGGCGCCAGAAGAAUGUCUAGAGGACAGUAAAAGUCACGAUACGGAAGGAGGGCAUAACCAGGCGUUCAUCAUAUCACGAUACCCAUACACGUUUGCAAUCAGAAACAGGAUCUCGCGCUUAUUUAUGGUCAACUGUCUCCUCGCGUGCUAAGUUCUGUUACACGUACUCUAUAUCAAGACACGGUACUUUUAAUGCAAGUAGACUCGCCGCGGGUCGUCGAGUUGUCGACUGUGCGCGAAGGUCUCUUAGGUGUC
Molecule: messenger RNA, 894 nt
Organism: Aureobasidium subglaciale EXF-2481
Lineage: Eukaryota; Fungi; Ascomycota; Dothideomycetes; Dothideales; Saccotheciaceae
Exons: 1
Coding region: 99-659 (186 amino acids)
Biological process (GO): regulation of transcription by RNA polymerase II
Cellular component (GO): mediator complex
Molecular function (GO): transcription coregulator activity
Source: RefSeq, a predicted model, not a curated record